Messenger RNA from Heteronotia binoei (common prickly gecko), 3286 nucleotides. RefSeq names its product FAST kinase domains 5 (gene FASTKD5). Gene Ontology annotation, molecular function: RNA binding. Bases 118 to 2592 code for a protein of 824 amino acids. The transcript has 2 exons. Gene Ontology annotation, cellular component: mitochondrial matrix; ribonucleoprotein granule. Gene Ontology annotation, biological process: mitochondrial RNA processing; regulation of mitochondrial mRNA stability. Lineage: Eukaryota; Metazoa; Chordata; Lepidosauria; Squamata; Gekkonidae. The record is from RefSeq and is a predicted model, not a curated record.
AGGGGAAAAAAAAGAGAGGAGGCUUGUGAGGGACGGCGAGUCCGGGCGGCGGAAGGACGGCGGUGUGACGGAGCGGCUCCCGUACUGGGGACCCAUUCUGACCGGGUAGUUGCGAGCAUGCCUACAAGGAUAAUAUGCCGAAGAUUUUCGGGUCGGUCAUGCAGGAUGGCUGCGUUUUGCACGACAGCAAAGGUGCCAGGCGAGACGGUAUUCGUUGGGAAAGCGGAAGAGGACCGAAGCUUCCAGAAGGCAGAGAGGAGUUCUAAACCUGCCGUCAAGUUCAGACUAUGGAAACCUCCACAAUACAAAGUGUCUUUUUGUCCAUCAGCCUAUGCUGGGGCCAAACACGUAUCCGAUGAGGACUCGGCUUGCGGCUUGGACGGCAGCUUGCCUGAAAGCGAUUACGCUAGAAUUGGUGCCAGUCAGGUCCAGAAUACCUGCAGCAUCACGUGCUCACGGAGGCUCUCCAGCGCAAAGAACGCACUGCUGGAUUUGGAAAGCGGCACGUUUCUGCCCCCCCAGGCCAACACGACGCAGCCGAGGAAGCCGGAUCCUGCAGAAGGUGACAGGGAAGUGGCUGAUAUCGAAGCUCAAGAUCCUAAGGAAGAUCCCAGGGCGUUCCAGAAGCAAAGGCCCGAAUAUGAAGUGCUGAGUUACGAUCGAUACAAGCUCCCGCAGCCGCUUUCUGCAGAGGAAGGUAGCCUGAUCCUGCAGAACGUCGCUAUGCUCAAAAGCAGCCUGAAACCCCACGUUAUUGCCGAGCAUUUCUUUCGGUUGAGCGGCUUGCCGGCAGGACGACGCGAAAGCCUGAAAUCCGACGCCCGCUUCGCCACGUUGUGCCACUGCGCCGUUGAAAGCGUCCAGCUCUUUGAUCUUCCUGAGCUGCUUAUGGUUUUGAAGGCGUUUGUUCGCUUGGCCAUUCCGCCGAACCAUUCCAUGCUGAAGAUAUACGAAGCGGAAUGCUGCCGUCGGGCCUGGGACGUGGGCCUGGAUCACCUCCUGCUGGUGGCCGACCUGUGGCGUUGCAUGGGGCGCAGCGUCCCUCGGUAUCUGGAGAUCGCGUUGAGCUAUGUUAAUCUGCACUGGCGGGAACUCAGCUUGCCCCAGCUCGUUCAGUUAGUCUAUAUCAUAGGGGAGGGCCGCAAAGCCCCAGAGGAUUUAAUGAAGAAACUCGACACCUUGGUCUUGAAGUACUUGAACGCUUUAAACCUGGAGGAAGUGGGCGCCGUUUGUUUAGGGUUCUUCAAGUCCAGUCAUGGUCUUUCAGAACAUACGAUGCGGAAGAUUGGAGAUAAAAUCUCUGCCCGGAUGGCAGAGAUGAGCGAUUAUGCCUUGGUGAACGUGCUCAAGAUGUACCGUUACACUCACGUCGAUCAUCCUGAAUUUCUGAGGCAGCUUGGGAUUCUUGUUCCUCCGCGGAUCCCUUCCAUAGGCACUCAAGGAGUCAUGCACAUAGCCCUGGCUUGCUCGGCUUUGCAUUACCGUAACGAAUGGAUUAUGGAUGCCGUCGCCUCUUCGGUGCCUUCCAGGGCGGCUUAUUGCCGCAGCAAAGAUGUUGCCAAGCUCUUGUGGUCGUUUGGAUGCCUGAACUACGAACCGCCCAACGGAGAGGAAUUUUACGCCUGCCUCGAAGAGCAGUUGCGCAGAAAGAUGCACGAGUUUCAAAAAUUCCCCGAGCAUCUGCUCACCUCCUUGCUAGCCCUGGCGUUUGCCGAGCGGUUCCCGAAAGAUUUGAUCGAUUGCGCUCUGAGUCCCAAGUUUAUCAAACGAACCGGAGACGGUAAGCUUGACCUCAAGAAGGACUUGUUCACCCUCGAUGGCACGGUGGAGAUUGAAUGCCCCGACUACGCGGGCAAUCGCCUCGCGCUGCAACUGAAGCAGGAGGUGACUGAGAUGUUGUGGGAUUCUGUCAGGAAGGACAUCUCCACAAAGCCGGAAGCCAAGGAAGCACACGCUCUUCUGGAAGACAUGUUGGGCGGUCCCCAGUACAUCAAAUACCACAUGAUCUUACCUCACACCCGAUCAGCCGAUUUGGAGAUUCAGUUAGACCCAGACCGAAAGCCGCUGCCUUUUCAUUCAGAAGCUGCAGCGGUCAAAUCGGAAUUAAAAGAGAAUGGAGUCUCCCUCACAGAAGACUUAAUGCGUCAGCUGUUGAAGGGGAGGUCUCAGAACCCAUCCCUGGUGGCGAACGGCGGAAGCAAGGAUGAAACGGGUAUCCAGGAAACACCAAUACAGGAGGAACAAUCUCUAUCCAGUUGGGCUCAUUUUGCAUUUUCUGAUGGAGUUCCUCUUACUGGUUCCCUCUUGAAUGCGUUGACAAAAUCAAAGACCUCUUGUGAAGGUCUGGAGCCUCAGCCAAAAGGGCAGCGUCUCGGGGGCACGAAAUUAGCUGUUCAGGUGUCCAAUAGGAACCAAUAUAGCUAUCACUCGAAACACCUCCUGGGACUCCACCAUUUGAAACGAAGGCAGCUCCGUCGGAUUGGCUAUACGGUGGUAGAACUGCCCUUCUGGGAAUGGUUUCCGUUGCUCCGGCAUAGCCGGUCAGAAAAACUGAGCUAUUUGCACCAUAAAAUAUUUGAUUCUGUACUGUAAGGUGCCGUGGUUUGAGAACCCAAAUGGUAAAAGGGAGGUUCCUGAUUCUUGGGUCUUAUCCAAGUUUGGUGGGGAACACAGUUGACUCUUUUAGAACAGGUUCUUUGUUCACUUAAAGCAUUUCUUUACGGACCCUGUUCAGCAUUCUUAGAAAUUAUAAUAUGCCCAGGGCAUGGUUAAAUGAACCUUACAGUGAUUGUCUUAUGCGUAAAGUUACAUUAGAAGGAGCCAUUUAUUUGCUUUUUUUCAAAAAUCCAGUAGAUUGAGGCAAUGUACUUCAACUGUUUAAUUAUUCUUUAUUGCAGAAGAGACAAACAAUUAAGUCGAUGUUACAGAAAGGACAGGUGAUCCCAUUAAGAUAGAGAGGAAGGAAUAGAAAGUCCAUUAAGGAACCGCCAAAAGAUUACAGUUAAAACAAAGGGAACUUUGACUCUUGAAAGGUUGUAGUGGUCUCUGAUGCUACUGGACUUAAUGACAACCUGGUUCAUAUAGAACAAUUAAGUCUAUAUAGCAGUUAGUAAUUACAGCUAAGAUGAGUGGGAUAAUAAAUGAUAUUGCAAUAUUUUUUUUUUUUUUAAAAAUUCUCUGAAAAGACUGUAAGUUCAGUUAACUACUGAAGAUGCUAAUGCAUCUGAAGAAGUAUACUUGCACAUGAGAGCAUAUGCUUUGAAUAAAACUUAAAUAUGCUACCCGA